Tripterygium wilfordii is the source of this 567-nucleotide messenger RNA. RefSeq lists its product as uncharacterized. Bases 1 to 567 code for a protein of 188 amino acids. The record is from RefSeq and is a predicted model, not a curated record. The transcript is spliced from 3 exons. Lineage: Eukaryota; Viridiplantae; Streptophyta; Magnoliopsida; Celastrales; Celastraceae.
AUGGGCGGAGUAGCGUCAAAGCGAGUCAAGGCCAGACUCGGAAACUCACCCGAGUUCGACUCCGCCUGCGACUCGGCGUACACUCACUGCCUCUCCCUAACUCAGUGCGCCUUCGAUGGAGUCUUUCCCUACCAGCUCCCAAACGCUGCCACCCAUCUCCACCAUAUCCUCUCCACCGCUCAAUUCCCACUUAUCCACAAGUGGGUCCCGACUCCACCAACUCGGUCCCAGAUCGACAUGGCCCUCCGAGUCAUAACUCGUCGUCAGCAGCCCAGAGACAGAGAGGACCCGGAGCUCUUGGGGCAGGUCCAGUUCAAGGAGUGGGCUGUGGAGCUGUUUGGGGAAGCCGUGGUGGGCAGUGCAGGAAAAGCGAUUUUGACGAGGGUACCGAUGGGAGUUGCUGGGAUUACCGGAAUCGGAGCCGCUACUCGGUCCGGGCGGGAGGUCGUAGGCACCGCGAUUGCGGUCUACGCCCUGGUGUUGAAACAAGUUUCUGGAUAUUCAUCAUUUAAGGGAUACAAAACCUUUGAAGGAAAGAAUGAACUUUUGCAGGGAAUGAAGAUGUGA